Molecule: messenger RNA, 2997 nt
Organism: Hypoxylon fragiforme
Lineage: Eukaryota; Fungi; Ascomycota; Sordariomycetes; Xylariales; Hypoxylaceae
Product: FYVE-domain-containing protein
Exons: 4
Coding region: 608-2416 (602 amino acids)
Molecular function (GO): metal ion binding
Source: RefSeq, a predicted model, not a curated record
GACCAAAAUUGGCUGAUAAGAUAAGGAAAUAAGUUAUUGUAUUGGCCCGUGUGCAUGUGCUUGGUACUUAGAUACUGUAAUAACUGUAUGACAGUGUAUGUACCUAGUACGGAGUAACUCCAUCUCAAUCAAUUGAACCUCAAUCCCUUGGUAAGUUAUCUUUCUCCCCACCAAAAUUCGAGAGUCGCGUGCGUCGUUGAAUUACAAACCUCUUAUUCCUCUUUUAUCUCUUCCUCUUCUUCUUUUAACCGAGAACAUAUUACAUGUACCAUAUUAUGUACUCGGCAACUAGUACUAUAGGUGCUUCAUUGCUAUUUUAAUUUGUAUUGUUUACCUUAAUAUAUAUGUGGAGCUUCGGUGGCUUCUUGUUUCGUUAAGCUGUAAAGCUAGGAGAAAGAUAGAAAGGUUGAAAGGUCCGUGAGGAUUCGAGUUGUAGGAAGGCUGGGGUUGAUCGAAUCCAAAGCCCCUCAACACCCUCUACCCUAGUUUCCAAUAGGAAUUAUUCCAAUUAAAACAAACCCCCCCAGAACUUACGGCGGUUAUCGCGCUUCUAUGAUCUCCUUGUCCUUCGCCGCUUCGAGCGCCCUAAGCGAUUCCGGGCCGCAAUAUGUCUACUAGUCAUGAUACGGCGACAACACCUCCAUCAUUCGGGGAUGAAAGUCCUGAUAUAAGCGAUACCGAGUCCGGGAGCUCCUAUGCCGGAAGUGCCGCCCCAGAUACCCCCGUCUGUCCUUAUCAGAACGCCGAGUUCUUCGGUCACGAAUGCACUCGCUAUCACGAUUGCCCGACACACCUAGUCGAGAGAGAUAAUGUCGAAGAUAACGCCGUCAGUGACGAUGCGGUCGGCGCAAGUAGCCAAUCUCCACGGCAUGAAGUUAUGGGACCAGCGCUGGACAGUUCAGACGAGGUUGGGGCAAGCACGGAAUCAAACCCGGAACAUAAUAGAGUAGACACAUCAAUACCUGAGCAGUCGUUGCCUUUGGAUACACAAUCAUCCCAGCCCGAGGACGAUCGUUCUUCCUCGGAACGAACAAGCUCAGCGCCGGUGGCAACGAUACCGCGCAUAGAACCAGGUUCCGCUCCACAUGAACAGGUCACCACGCCUAACGAAGCUAUAGACCACUUCACCGAAUCACUUCAUGAAUUAUCCCUUAGAGAUGAGGCACAGACAAACCCUGUACCUGACGCAAGUUCAUCGUCGCUCGGAGAGAGGGACCAGAAUGUAGCGCCGAUGACCCCGCCAGAGACCCGACGGCCUACUUCGAGUUUGACCCCGAUAGCAUCGUCGUUCAGUCCGCGGGCAGAGAGAAGAUCACCGCCUGAGAUUACUCUUCCAAGGUGGCAGCCAGAUAGUGAGGUGACAUAUUGUCCGAUAUGCCACACACAAUUCAGCUUUUUUAUUAGAAAACAUCAUUGCCGAAAAUGCGGAAGAGUAGUAUGCAAUUCCUGCUCCCCUCAUAAGAUCACCAUACCUCAUCAAUAUAUUGUACGACCGCCUGGUGAACGGGCAUUUCAACGGUAUUCAUUUCUUGGAGAGGAAGGUGGCAUUUCCGAUUUCAGUGCUCUCGGGGGUGGUGAGCAAGUCCGAUUAUGCAACCCUUGUGUCCCGGAUCCGAACACUACGCCACCUCAAACUCAGCACUCGGCAGGCCAAUUCUCGCCGAGAUCUACGCACCAGCGAACACAGAGUAGUUCUAGUAAUUACGGCGGCGAUAGCGCCAUUCCCCGAUAUGCGCCGAUGGUGGUAUCGUCCAACAUGCCUCCUGAUGCUCACUCCAGGAGUCGAAGCGUUACCAUGAGCCCAACUUCCUCAAGGCCUCCCAAUAGCACUUACUUCCCACAUCAGAAUCGAAUCAUGGCGGGGACUCCUCCUACUUACUAUCCUCACCCGUAUUCGGGUUAUCGCCAUCCUUCCCUCUUAGGCCCUCGCUUCCCUGGAGCUUCUCUCAUUGAUCUUGCUGGCCCAUCUUCCUCCUCAUCCUCAGCGGCAGCCAUGAACCGGCCAUUACCACCACCCCCGCAGAUUCCGGAGGAGGACGAGUGCCCGGUUUGUCACCGGGAACUGCCCUCACGUGAGCUACCCAAUUUUGAGGCUCGCCGUGAGUCGCACAUCAGCUCUUGUAUCAUGGCGCACAGCACGUACAGCCCCGGGCCCGAUGCAUCUGGUAGGCCAGGGAAUCACGGACCGGUGCAACCUCGGCCUGCUCGGAGAACCGGCAUGUUCCCGUACUUAGCCACAGAAAAGGACUGCGUCGAUUCCGCAGAAUGCACCAUCUGUCUCGAAGAGUUUGAAGUCGGCGUUCCCAUGGCUCGCCUAGAGUGCCUUUGCCGAUUUCAUCGAUCGUGCAUUACUGCGUGGUUUGUUGACCACCCUGGGCGAUGCCCGGUGCACCAGCAUGACAGCUUUGGGUAUUAAAGAUGCAACGAAGAAAUAUACCCUGUCUGCAAGCCUCUACCACAUACCGCUCAACCCAGACUCUAUUAUAUGGUCUCUCGAUGAGUUUUGUUUGUAUUAAUAAGGUUCCUCACUCAGUUUCAUACAUGAGGAGGGUAUCGGGACCGGGCAAACUGCCUGGGUACAUUAUACGACGGGGCUGGGCGUUGCAAGAUGGCUUUAACACUCUUUCACUACCAAACAGUGUGCAUAUCUUUCCCGAGGGUUUGGUGUAUCGAGGAUCUUUCCUUUUUCUUUACCUUAGAUGGCGUGUGGCCCCACGCCACUACCUCAUAGUAUGGAGUUUCUGGCGUACGAGGCCCUGUUUUUUUUUUGUCGUUCCCGGAAUCUGGAUAGAUAUAUUAUUAUACCUUUGCUUUCCAAGGUUGUUUAAGCCCUGAAGCAAGCCUAGCAAUUCGUUGCUGGGAAUACAUACACAGGUAGUGCUGGUUAUUCUAUAGGUACUACAUAUGUAGGUAGCGUAGUUACAUAGAGGAUAGGUGCUAUAGGUAGCGCAAAUCAUCAACUUGCUCACUCACCUCAGCCAAUAACUAACUAACUGC